AUGCGCGAAGCUAAAUACUCCGCUCUGCUUUUAUUCGUGACCACGUUAUUGAUAGCGAGCUGUCGUGGCGCCGAACAUGCUGCUGAACAAGACCCGAAACAUGACGAAUUUGUUGUCGCUGACAACGUGAAUAUAGUGCCGUUAAACUUAAACUCGACCAACGUGACUCAUUUGGCCUAUGGAGUCGCUGCCAACGUGCUCGCCGCGCUGUUGUACGGCAGCACCUUUGUUCCUGUGAAAAGAAUAGAGACCGGCGAUGGCAUGUUCUUUCAGUGGGUCUACUGUGCAUCGAUAUGGGCUGUAGCCAAGUUGGCAGACACGAUACUGCAGUCGCCUAAAUUCUACAAUUUCGCCAUGAUCGGAGGCGUCCUCUGGGCUACAGGAAAUAUAGCAUCAGUUUCAAUUGUUAAAGCCAUUGGCCUCAGCCUCGGCAGUGUCAUUUGGAGCUCUUCAUGUUUAUUGAUAGGCUGGGCCAGUACAAGGUUUGGCUGGUUUGGGAGUCCUCAGGAUGUUCCCCGGCCCAUAUUAAAUUAUUGUGGCGCUGGGUUGUGUCUGCUCAGCAGCUUGAUUUUUCUCUUUGUGAAAACGGACGUGAAGCUGCAUAUCAGCGCCGAAUCGAUUCCUUUGCUUCUCGACAGAAGAUCAAACUCGUGCAGCUACGGACAAAGUUCCUCAGAGUUCUGGAUGGACGCCAUCGGACCAAAGACCCGUCGGGUCAUCGGCUGCCUGCUGGCCGUUGUGGCGGGAACGCUCUACGGCUUAUCCUUUGCGCCCAUCCUUUACAUCAAGAACCAGUCAUCAACCCCCGACAGCGUCUUCUACGGAGCCAGUGACUAUGAUCUCGACUAUGUUUAUGCGCAGUGCUGCGGCAUUUUCGUCGCGAGCACGGUGUACUUGGCCAUCUAUUGUGCGGCCAUGAAUAACAGGCCCCGGGUCUACUCCCGAGUCAUCCUACCAGGUCUCUUUUCUGGCUUGAUGUGGACGUUGGGCACGUACUGCUGGUACCUGGCCAAUAACUACCUGAGUGCAGUGAUUACCUUCCCCAUUGUCAGCGCGGGAUACGGUCUGGUUGCAGCCCUGUGGGGGACCUUGGUGUUCAGAGAAGUCAAGGGUUUUGUGAACUGCUUUAUCUUCUGCGUGGCCUUCUGCGUCGUGCUGGCCGGCUGCUUGCUGACCAUCCUCUCAAAGAUGUGAUGAAGAAGCGAGCGACUGUAAUAUUUCCAUUGUAUACGUGUGCACAUAUCGACUCAGAAAAUAAUGUCCAUUUUAUAAAACUCUUUGACUCGGCCAAGUGGGAACAGUAUAUUUUGAACCACAGGUGAUUGUGCACAUAUGUUAUAAUUGCCUUUCAUGCAGCUCUUGUCGUCUCCCCGUAUAGCUUUCUGUGCUUUUAAUUGGCUCGGGUGUUUAAUAUGUGAGAACGUAUAGAUGAAGGCAUA
Messenger RNA from Pseudoliparis swirei, 1439 nucleotides. RefSeq names its product transmembrane protein 144b (gene tmem144b). Gene Ontology annotation, molecular function: carbohydrate transmembrane transporter activity. Gene Ontology annotation, cellular component: membrane. The record is from RefSeq and is a predicted model, not a curated record. Gene Ontology annotation, biological process: carbohydrate transmembrane transport. Lineage: Eukaryota; Metazoa; Chordata; Actinopteri; Perciformes; Liparidae. The transcript is spliced from 12 exons. The coding region runs from base 1 to 1194 and encodes 397 amino acids.